AUGGCGUCCUUUGCCUACAAGACGCUGUUUGAAGCUUCGAUACUGGCGGCUCGAGCAAGUGACAACGACCGCAGCGCAAUCCAAGAUUACCGCAGCCACUGCACUUACGACACUUGCCCGCUCAGCGCAUCGUAUUGGGGAUAUCGUCCGUCUCUUGGAGCGAAUCUUGCAUUCCUGAUUCUGCUUGGAAUAUCAACUCUGGGAUACAUUGGCCAAGGAUUCCUCAACAAAGCAUGGCUUGGCUUCACGAUUGCCAUGGUCUGCGGAUGCGCGCUGGAAGUAAUAGGUUACGUCGGCAGGGUGUUGGCUUACAACGAUGGAUUCACUGAGAACCCCUUCCUGAUCCAGAUCAUCUGCCUCACAAUCGCCCCAGCAUUCCUUGCAGCUGGUAUCUAUCUAUGCCUCUCCCGCAUCGUCAGUACCUUCGGUUCCGAAAAUUCGCGCAUCAAGCCACUUUCCUACCCUCGCAUCUUCAUUCCCUGCGAUGUCGCCUCUUUAGUCCUCCAGGCCCUCGGCGGCGGCAUCGCCAGUGCAAAGACCCACCAGAAUGAAGAUCCGACCUUAGGCAACAACAUCAUGAUCGCCGGUCUGGCUUUCCAGGUAGUCACACUACUUAUCUUCAUUGUCCUUGCACUCGACUUUGCAACUCGCACCAUCGGCCGCAUUCGCAAGCUUGGUCAAGACGCGCUGGAUCCGAGGCACGCAAAGCUGCGCAACUCGUGGCAUUUCAAGGGCUUUCUGAUCGCACUCUCUUUCGCAACGCUAUGCAUCUUUACGCGAUGCGUAUACAGGGUAGCAGAACUGAGUGAAGGGUGGAAUGGACAUCUUAUCAAGACACAGAGAUAUUUCAUUGGCUUGGAGGGCGCUGUCAUUGUCGCUGCGGUGUUGGCACUGAACAUCUUCCACCCUGGACUAUGCUUCAGGGAAGCGCUCGACGCGAGGACAGAACCCAAGAAGAGGAGUAACAAGACUUGGUAUGGCAGGAAGAGGAAUGUUGCCACGGAGCAGAGUAGUGAAGAGGGAAUCAGGAUUGAGAAGUAA
Ascochyta rabiei is the source of this 1041-nucleotide messenger RNA. RefSeq lists its product as uncharacterized. NCBI's taxonomy places the organism in Eukaryota, Fungi, Ascomycota, Dothideomycetes, Pleosporales, Didymellaceae. The transcript has 2 exons. The record is from RefSeq and is a predicted model, not a curated record. The coding region runs from base 1 to 1041 and encodes 346 amino acids. Gene Ontology annotation, cellular component: fungal-type vacuole; plasma membrane.